UGGACUGCGCCGCCGCACGCUUAGACCUCCGUUGGCGCCCUACUCCCCGACCCGCUCUGCGUUCUCACCCCCUCCCCACCCGACGUCACCGCCGUUGCUUAGCGCCUGCGCCCUGGGUAACGUUCGGGAAACAGUAGCGCGCGCCUCGUUCACCUUAGCGUCGUUUGCUCAGUGAGGCUAGCGUCUUGUUCGCAUCGUGGUCGCUAUCGCCUUCACGUGCAGGCAGACGUAUCGCUGAGCUUGUGCCUACGGUCAGAGGGCCCACUGACCAAUAUGCAAGCCGGUGAACCCAUGUCGGGGCCAGCUCCGGUGCCCAAAGCCGAAGAAGCCCCGGGGGAGCCCAAGCCAGACCAAGAGCAGCCAAAGCCCGGCUUCGGGGCCGAGACCGAGACCGGGGCCAAGGCCCAGACCGGGGCCAAGGCCGAGACCGCGGCCGUAGCCGAGCCCGAGACCGAGGCCGAGCCCGAGGCCGAGACCGAGACCGAGGCGGAGGCGGAGACCGAGACCGAGACCGAGGCCGAGGCCAGAGCCGAGGCCGAGGCCAGUACCAAGGCCGAGGCCGAGGCCAGUACCAAGGCCGAGGCCGGUACCAAGGCCAAGGCCAAGACCGGUACCAAAGCCGAGUUCAAGAGUGGGGCCAGGCCCAAGCCCAGGGCCUGGGCCGGCAUCGAUACCGGGGCCAAGGGCGGAGCUAAGGCCAGGGCCGAGGCUAGAGCCAGAGUCGAGGCCCUGGCGGCCCGCAUGUUGCAGACCACAAGGCUCACCGCCCCUUCCUCCCAGCACCGAGCUAAGGUGGAGCAACCCAGCUGGGGUGGGCCCGGGCAGGGCCGUACCGGGAGGAGGCGUGAGAGCCGGCUGGUCCCCUCCAUUGACGGGGCCUUUAGAAUGGCUUUCCCUGGGGAGGAGAGUAUUCCCGGGGGCUGCUUCUCAUCUAGCUCUUCCUUUUGGGGCCAUCUCCUCAUGGAUCGCCCCCCCACUGGUGAGCAAAGCCCACCGGAGACCGCGGUUCCUGUCAGCGAUCCCAACACCAAAACCAGUGACAAACCAGACCUCUCUGAAGUGAAAACUUUUGACAAGAGAAAGCUGAGAAAGACCACCACGGUGGAGAAGAAUACUCUUCCUUCUAAGGAAACCAUCGAACAGGAGAAGGAACUUGACAAGUCUUCCUAGGGAUGGGGCGUCCCUUCCCAGCAACAGAAUCGAGUGCUUCCAGAGUUUAUUGUUUCGCCUUUAAAAGUCUUUCUUUGCUUAGUUGUUCAGUCUCUUAGGCUGCUUCCAUCUCUUUACCCUAUGUUACCCAAGCAUCCCUCAUCCUGUGCUUAUCUGAAGAAGGUGAUGAUUCACGAAAGGAAAAUAAAGAAAGGUGUUAACAGCAAAAGCGUUAACGAAGAAAGCUUGUGAAUGUUGCAGACCAUUUAUCAUAUAUUAGGCUUCUGCCUCAUUUCACCUCCUUCCCUCCCUCUCCCCACCCCUCUUCAUUUUCUGUAAAUUGCUUAUAGGGUAACUAGUGAAUUUUUCCUUGCCUUUACGAUUAUUACACUUUCUUCUAUACUUAAUAUGAUAUCUGGCAAGAAAUAAACGUUAUGUAUGCAUUGUGAUGGAAA
Molecule: messenger RNA, 1604 nt
Organism: Sarcophilus harrisii (Tasmanian devil)
Lineage: Eukaryota; Metazoa; Chordata; Mammalia; Dasyuromorphia; Dasyuridae
Gene: TMSB15B
Product: thymosin beta 15B
Exons: 3
Coding region: 274-1170 (298 amino acids)
Biological process (GO): actin filament organization; regulation of cell migration
Cellular component (GO): cytoplasm
Molecular function (GO): actin monomer binding
Source: RefSeq, a predicted model, not a curated record